GUCGUGCAUAACAUGACAAGGAGUAUUGCAUUAAUUGAGAAUGGAGAUAUAAUUUACUUUUUAUAGAAGUAGUUUUAUUAUUAAAAUUGAAGAGCUUGGCAACUCAAGUAAAAGGGAAAAAAACAUCAACACUAAUUUAAUCUUCUAGAUAGAGAAAUACCUUCACUAAAAGUAGAGAUGGCAGCAGUAGAAUCAUAUCCGAUGAAGGGAGGAGAUGGCACCUUCAGCUACGUCAAGAACUCCAGCUUUCAGAAAUCUGCUUCAAGUGUAGUACAAGGGCUAAUAUCCUCAGCAAUCACUGAGAAAUUUGAUGUCAAACCAUCAGCAACCCCGACGACGAUCCGUUUAGCUGACCUUGGCUGCUCAGUAGGACCAAAUACGUUCACUGCAAUGCAAAAUGUGAUAGACACAAUCAACACCAAAGCCAAAUCCUUGUCUUGCCAAAACCCGCAAUAUCAAGUCUUCUUCAAUGAUCAUGUAGGAAAUGAUUUCAACACCCUCUUUACCUCCAUUCCCUCUGAUCGUGCCUACUUCUCAGCUGGUGUGCCCGGUUCCUUCUAUGGCCGUCUCUUCCCUGACUCAUCGCUCCACUUCAUCCACUCGUCGUAUUCUCUACAAUGGUUGUCUAAGGAGCCUAAGGAGUUGGUUAACAAGGAAUCUGAAGCGUGGAAUGGUGGGAGGAUCCAUUACACUAGUGCUCCGCGAGGUGUUGUGGAUGCUUAUGCUAGGCAGUUUUCUGAAGACAUGGAGUUGUUCUUGGGUGAAAGAGCGAAAGAGCUCGUUGUUGGUGGGAUGAUGGUGCUCAUUAUGCCUUGUAUUCCAGAUGAAACUGUGGCUCAUUCUCAGGUUCCUGCUGGGAUCAUGUUUGACCUCUUAGGUGCUUCCCUAGUGGAUAUGGCUCAAGCUGGAGUCAUAAGCCAAGAGCAAGUAGACUCCUUCAACUUGCCAAUCUACAGCGUUUCACCAAUGGAGAUGGAAUCCUUAGUAAAGAAGAAUGGGCGAUUUAGCAUUGAGAAAAUGGAGUUAACUGAUCCAACUUCAGGAAGAAAGAAUAAUGAGGGUGGUUCUAAGACUUCGGGUGAUGGCAACGCAAUAGCGAAUCACUUGAGAGCUGGAAUGGAAGGAAUUUUGUCUAAACAUUUUGGCGUUGAGAAAACGGAUGAACUGUUUGAAAGGUUCUCUAAGAAGACCAUUGAGUUUUCUGAUAAGUUCAAGUCAAGCCUUAAGCAAGGAACUCAGUUGUUCAUUGUCCUUGUCAAAAAGAAUUAAGCUCCUUUUAUAA
Chenopodium quinoa (quinoa) is the source of this 1282-nucleotide messenger RNA. Its product is annotated as probable S-adenosylmethionine-dependent methyltransferase At5g38100. The coding region runs from base 178 to 1269 and encodes 363 amino acids. The record is from RefSeq and is a predicted model, not a curated record. Gene Ontology annotation, molecular function: S-adenosylmethionine-dependent methyltransferase activity. The transcript has 3 exons. Lineage: Eukaryota; Viridiplantae; Streptophyta; Magnoliopsida; Caryophyllales; Amaranthaceae. Gene Ontology annotation, biological process: methylation.